Ceratotherium simum simum (southern white rhinoceros) is the source of this 934-nucleotide messenger RNA. Lineage: Eukaryota; Metazoa; Chordata; Mammalia; Perissodactyla; Rhinocerotidae. The record is from RefSeq and is a predicted model, not a curated record.
AUGCAGCGCCGCGGGCCCGCCCCUGUGCUGCUGCUGCCCCAGCUGCUGGCACUGCUGCUGGGGGCGGGUGAGUGCCAGAACCCAGGGGACCUCAGCAGCCACCGGGGAGCAGGCCUCCUCCAUAAACCUUAUCUCCCCUCUAACCCCCCGUCUGCCCUGCCCUCAACCUCCCCUCUGACCUUUCCCCCCCAGCUGACCCGCUGUCUGGCAGAGGUGGUCACAGAAGUGCUGACACUGGGCCAGGCUCAGAGAGGCCCCUGCACGGCUCUCCUCCACAAGGAGAUGUGUGGGACAGAGCCCUAUGGCUGUGCGUCCACUGAGGAGAAAGGCCUCCUGGUUGGGGACUUCAGGAAGCAGGAGGCUGGGAAGACAAGGUCCAGCCAGGAGGUGAGGGACGAGGAAGAGGAGGAGGCAGCAGAGAGGACCCACAAGUCUGAGGUGCGGGAACAGGCCAUCCGCAAGCAGCUGCACGGCCGGCUUCACCAGGAGGACGACCACGAGGAGGAGGAGGAGGAAAAGAAGAGGGGGCCCGCGGAGACCUUCAGGGGCCUGUGGAAGCGGCGUCUGGAGGGUGGAGGGGGGCCCCAGAAGCGGGUGGCGGAGCAGGCCAGUGACGAGGAGACGGCCCAGCUCGCCGCAGAGGAGAAGGGCGUGGAGGUGCUGGGCGGGGGCCGCCGCCUGUGGCAGGGGGCCGAGGGGCGUGGAGCAGAGCGGCCGGAGAACUCGCCGCACCACCACCUCCGCCAGCCGGACGCCGAGGCCAAGCAGGAGAAGGACGAGGCUUCCGAGUGGGAGGAGCAUGAUAUGGAGCGGCUGGAGCGCAUGAGAGAGGAGCUGAAGAAGGCCACAGAGAUGUUGGGGGAGGAGCUCCAGAGGGCAGGCUGACCCCCGACCCCAUGUCCUCCUCCUUCCCGACACACCCUAUGGCUUAGGA